ACAUUCUGGAGGCGUGUGCAGCGAGUGCGAUCGUUCAUGUAGUCAUGUUGCGUAGUUUAGGAAGACAGUCAUGGCUUUUACUGUGUUGAAGAAAACGAGUCAUUGUAGGGAAUUAAUACGAGGAACACUAAUAAGCCCGUCGCCGAACCUUGCGUCGUACUGCUAUUUGAAUGACUGCUCUCUCAGUGUGGUAGAUUUCAAGACCGAGUUUGUCACAGCGCAAGUCGACGGUGUGCAAGACUUCAUAUGGAGAGAAGGAGUAAACGCAGAUGAACUCGUAAUCGUAUCAAACCAGCACGAUCUAUCGCUGUACUCUUCACUUGCGAACGGGUCCUAUGUGAAGAAGCAGCUUAAAUGGACUUCACUACACGAACCCGAGACAAUCGAGCUGAUUUACUGCAAUGCCAGCACCUUCGUGUUUCUAAUCAACAGAGCUCACCUUGCGAGCGCCGUCUUGAUAAGUGAUGUGUUGGAAACUGUGUGGUGCCUGGAAUCUCCUUGCGAUAUAUUAAAAGUUAGAGUCCUAGGAUCAGACCUGCAUGUGCUUACGUCACAGGGAAGCCUUCUUGCGUACGAUAUCAAAGAUGGCUCGCAGACUGCACACUGGGAGCUCCAGGAGGACCUCUUCGAUAUCAAGAAGAGUUCCGAUUUCUGCGUCUUCCGCCAAUCAGAAACUGCCGUCGUUUGCGUUGGCCACACGAAGUUGUACACGGUGCGUUUGCGACGUUCGCUUGACGAGAAGGAUGCUCCUAAACGCACGAUCAAGUCCAGGGGAGUCAUCACUGGCCUCGCGAAAGGAAGGCCCAGCCCUGCGGCAACGGCUCCCUGCCAGCUGUUGCUUGAUAUGUCCAUCCGAGACGCUGACCACCAUGUCAUGUGGAUGCCGGAUGACAGACACCUAAUUUUGUGCUGUGGUGCUCAAGGCCUACAAAAUCUGGCGACCUUUGAAUUGGACGCCAAUGGGGUGUUCUCUUUAGUGCCUUGCGAAAGUGGCCUGCCUGAGGAAGGAUCAUUUUCGGUUGUUUAUGACACCAGAAGCACUAUGGGACAUGCUCCAGCAUUUCUUUUUUCUCAUUGCACUGCAACACUGACAUUUGGUGCUGCCACUCGAAGACUGCUUGCAGAGGUCAUGGAGCGAACUGGCACCAGGGCUGCUGAGAACCUGUCUCAGUUAAAUCAGUGGCAGGCAAUGGCUGUUGACCUGACUGUGCUGCUUCGUGGUGUCCAAAAUCGACAGCUUGACAUGGUGGCUUUCUUUCUAAAGGCCAAAGAAGAUGCCUUGGCAGCACAGUUAUCCAAGGAGCCUGAGCCACGACAGAGCAGUGCUCAGUUACAGCUGCUGUCCAGGGAAGCUGAGACAUGGAGCAAAGUGUUGGAAGAGCUGACGAAUAUCAUCAGGCAAAAUUCUGAGGACCUUUCAUCCAAGCUGUUCUCCCAGCAAUUGCUUCAGCUUCUACUGUCCAGCCUCGUCCACCUACUCAAAAUGCUGCACCCACGAGAUAUGAAUGACAGCUGGACUGAAAGGGCAGAGCUUCGCAGGAGUAUCUGCAAUACUCUUGCUACUUACCUGAGUCAGCUUCGAAGCCAUGUUCACAGCAAUGUGACGGAACAGCCUGUGCAACCCAAAGUUAUUGCAGAUGACUCAACAUUGGAGUGGGACAGGCUCACUGACCAGGAGGUGGUUCUGAAGUGCGUUCGAAAUGGAAAUAUACCUGAAGGCCAAUACCACCUGUUGCGUCGUGGUAAGAUGUUGAAGGCAGAUCUUAUGAAGUCUUUCAAAGAAGUGGCGGAGCGUGAAGCCCUGCAGUGCCUGCGCCGCAAGGACUUUGCUGAGGCUAACCGUGUCCUUGGCAAUGUGGGAUAUUCAAGUACGGAGAAGUUGAAAGAGAUGCUAAUGCUUUGUCGGGAUCGUGGUAUUACCAAGCUGCUAAAAGAUGAGCUGUCAGGCACCGGUGUCUUGAGCAGCGACGAAACUCGUCUUCUAGAGAAAAGUGCCAGUAUCGACGCCAUAUUUUGUGAUAACAAGUCAUGGGCGUGCUCAGCUGCUACACGGCAUUGGGCCACUGCAAAGCACAAACAGCCAUAUGGAUCAAAGCAGGUUGUCACCACUGUGAAACCUUGCCAGCUAGCAGACGUAACUCACCACUGGGACAUGGCGACAAACCGUGGUGUAACUGCACCUUACUGUCGACUUGCACCGUCCUGGCUCAAGUUUUGGGAUUCUGACACUAUCGACAGGGUGUUAACAGAGGGUCGGGCUGUACUUGCAUCGCAAGACAAUGUUCACCUUGGGCCUGGCAAUGAUUCCUGGCGUCUUUUUCUGGAGUAUGGUCUACUUGAAAAAGCCCUAGCCAGUCCAUUACCAUGUGAGGCUGUGGAGGAGACAAGCUGCAUGAUGCACAUUCGUCGCCAGCUGCUUGGAGCUUUGGCGAGGGAAGGCCAUGUGGACGAAGACACACUUGAAGACUUCGAGGCGCUUCUUGGUCUUUUGGGCGAAGUUGGAUUGCGUCCGUCUCAGCUGACGACUUCAUUGCAUGGUGCUAUCACGCCGGAGGACUUUGUACACCGCAUGGUGCAUUUUUGCCUACAGCACAAGCUGUACCACUUGCUGUGCCUCUUCCUGAAGGACCUCUGCCACGAACUGCCACCUUUGUGUCCCCGAUGCAACAGUUCCUUUGUGUCAGCUCUGCGUGAACACUGGUGCUGGAUGGAAGACCCAAAUGAUGCUGUCAAAGCGCGGCGUGCAAUGGCAGCACUCGCAAAAUGCCUGCCAAAAAAGGAUGGCAGCGAGGAUCCUGUUACGUUCUUCGCCGUGGCAUCUACACCUAUCGACCCUGAAGACAUAUCCUUGUACCAGCUUCUUCAGAAGGGAACACCAUUUGAAACCGGUGGUCUUUUCGGGUGGCAGUCUACGAAUGUCUGUCAAGUGGACUCGGAAGGUUCCUCACUCCCACACUUUUCCCAACCGUCAUUACGAGACAAGUUUGGCCUGCGCGAAGAGCUGGGCUACACCUAUUACCUACACAAGGGGCGCCCCUGUGCUGCGACAUUCAAGUUUUUGGCUCAAGAGAUACUCCAGCAUGGCUGCCUUUUCAGCAAAAGGAUUCGGGGUGCUUGCAACAGAGCCUGGAGACUUGCCGAGCGAAACACGGAUGACAUGAAGAUGGUCGCUUCGAGUGUUGCCUUUGCAGAACUCCUGGGCACUGACUCUCGGAACUUCAGGCUGAACCUGAGAAUGGCACGACUUGUCUUUCCCAACAGUCCUUUAGGAGAAGUCCUUAGAGCUCUUCGUCACAACAAGGACGUUGCCAGAAAGCUCCUGCAUCAAGGAGUCAUUUCACUUCAGCGGGCCCUCCAAGGAUCGUCUCAUGCAGCGUUGGAUGAAGCGUGCAGUAGUGGGACAUUUCUGUUGCACCGCUUUGCAUGCGAACACGGCCUGGAUACACCCGAUGUGAUGCUUCGUGUGUGUGCGGCGUCCGGUGACUGGCUGGGCUUUCUUCUUUGGGCACAGCUGCUGCAGCUGCCAAGGGCACAGGUGCUGGAAUUAGUGCCCCUUUUUGAAGGUGACUGCCUUAGAGAACACCUAACUAAGGCCCUUUCUGUGGUGAGUUCCCUGCGACCAAGCGAGCACCGUCGAAGAGACUUGAGGGCAUCACUCUACGCUCGCAUAGGUCUGCAAGCACCAGCUGCCAAGUCACAAGAACAGCAGGAGAAUGCUGCUGAGAACGAUGCACUGUCUGUCUGCAGCAAUGAAAGCAUCGAUGCUGCGGUUCUGGCUGGUACUGAACAACACUACUCCUCGGAGCUCAUGGAACUGGUUCUGCAGUGUAGUGCAAGCAGUACAUCGGGCAACACGGUGGUCACAUGGGAACGAUUUUUUCGUGCAGCUGCUGCACUGCGGCACCAGACACCAUGCCUGCUUGCUGGAUGUUGUCCUGAUGCUCCCAUGGGCAGCUGCUUAGCUCUGUGGUUGCAGCUGUGCUUGGGCACCUACAACGCGAAGUCAAGCGAAGGUGCCUUGGAGUUCACAUUGCUUGAUCUCCAAGAGACCAUGGAGGAUGCAGUGCGAAAAGGACGCCUCCGCGCUUUGCAUCUGGGGCUGCAGCUGUUCUUACCUGAAAGUCUCCUGGUCACACUGGUGGAGUUUCUUGUUUUUCUUUUUCUCGAACGGGACAAGGGGCAGUCAAUGUCAUCACUUGGGAACUUGAGAGCUCGCUUUGCAAAGCUUAGCGGAACUGCCACGUUAGGCUUGGGUGUCAGUUCUCGGGUUUGGCUGAAGGAGACAGUACAAAAGCUGCUCAACGCUUCGUUUGUGCUCUGUCGCUCGCACAAGGACGUGGAGGCUUUGCUCCGUCACUGUGCCUCUCUAUACAAUGCCAGUAAUCUGAUUGCACUGGCACCCUUGCUGGCCUCGUUGAGCCCAUCGCUGUACGUGGGCUUUGACUGGUCCCUGCUGUGGGCGGCAGCUCCUGCGGAACGUGCUCGUGCUGUGGCCACACUGGUUGCACUACUCAAUGAGGCGGGCCAUUUCGCCUCUGCUCUACAGUUGGCACGAGCUGCUCAGCUGCCAUUGGCCGACGUGGCUAUCAGUCAGCUGGAGCUUCGUUUUGAUGCCCUGCGUGGAGCCACAGAUGUUAGCUUUUGGGAUGAUUGUGACAAGGUGCUGAAGGAUUGUGAAGUAGAUGCCACCAUGGCAUACUCUUUCCUCAAGAGCAAAACAGAAAUGCUGACCACAGACGCGGAGCGUCACUACGUGGGUCGGAUCGCACUUCGCUGGCUGCAGGCAAGUCCUGCAUGGCCCUCCCCGCAGGCUGAACACUGGGAGGCCAAAGUGUGGCUCUGGUGCAUACGCAGCGGAAGCAGGCCACAACUGGAAGGUGCCAGGUGUGGAGGGCCUCUGGUGAUGCCGUCGCCACCGAGCCCUGGAGCCUGUGAAACGUUGACCGACCCACAGGAGGUUGAGUCAUUGAAGAGCCUUAUUGAUGAUCUUCUUUCUCAAGGCCAAUUUUGCAAAGCCUGUCAGCUGUCGUCUCUUUUUGGAAGUUCUACACCAGACCUUGACAUCUUAUUAACGUGCGUACGCCUAGCACAGCAAAUGCUGACUGCUGAUAAUGUCGACCAACAAAUCAUGAGCCUAGUUGGGAAAGCACUGUUGAUGCCUAUGAGAAAGACCUCCAUGGUUGUGCUUUCUCCGGCUUGGCAAAGUACCAGCAGCAGCAAAAAAUCCAGAGAUGAAGGGAUCCUGAAGCUUUUGGAGCAACUUGCCACAUCAUCCUCUCAUUCCCAGGAGCUAUGUCAGUGUGUCCUGGUCAUGUUUAACCUGUCCCUGCAUCUGCAGUGCACAUAUGAGGAGCUAGCUUUGGAGACCGACCCUAUCAGUCAUCUAGGAAGUCUGCUGAGCAGUGGUGACUCGGAACGCGUUCUUUCUCGUAGCGACUUUGCCCUUGCAAAGAAGGUGAUAGUGUCGUUCAAGAUUCCCGAUGAAGACGUGGCCAAGUUUCUGUUUCGUCAGGCUAUGACGGCCAUCCGAGCAACCACAGCAAAACGUGACAGCGAAAACAAGAAAAAAACAAUACUAGAUUCCUGGGACCUUGCAGUAGGCCUGUGCAGUGACCCAUGUCUACUUGGGAAUCUCCUGCUCAAGGCACGAGCACCCAAUAUUGAUGCUGUUCGUCACAGUUUCAAAGCUCUGUCACUGGAGGUAGAGCUCUGCGUGCGGGCACACAAUUGCUUCCUGGAGGCAUGCAGCAUGGAGGGCAUCUCACGUGUGUUGCACCGCUGCCACCGGCUCACGCCGUACCUUGUGGCUGGCAACCACUUCAACCUGCUUGUGUCCUUACUGACUGGCAUGGCGCGGUACAGUGAGAUGACCUACGUCUUCGAUUUGCUGCAGCAGCACCACCACUUCGAACUCCUCUUCCAGAAAGGCAUGGAGAAGGUGCCAUACCUAAGGGUGGCAUUGCUGGACUACCUCAAGCAUCGGGGAUGUGCAGACACUGACCUGUACUCCAUGCUGACACUGAAUUUCAACAUGCAUCGUGAGAUUGCCGAAAACCUGGAAUCUGCAGCUCUCAAAAAGAUGAACAGGCUCUCUGGAGAUGGGCCCAUGACAUGGAGCGUACAAGAACAGCAGACCUUGGACACAGUGAUGCAAGAUCUGGCUGACGCAGCUGAGAGCUAUGUCAAGGCGGAAUGUCUUCUCAGGGCUCAAGCAUGUGCCCGGCAAGCACAGCUUGUUGCCCUCCAGUUGCGCUACUUCAAAUCUCGGCUUCCGCUGCUCAACCUGACACCUACAACUGCCCUUUCUACUGUGGCACAGCAUCCUAACUUUUUCGAGGCUGACAUGAUAGCAGAGGCAUAUGGACUUCAAGGCUGGCACAGUGCAGCACUUUUUCAGAGGUUAUUGCUUGAACAAGACUGGGAAUACCUUCGGGACCUGUGUUCAGUCUGCGAGUUGACUCCUGAAAAUGUUCAAGAGCUAGUACUCAAGUACGAGGCAGAAGGAGUGAGAAACGAGAAGAGUCGGGAAGCCCUCGAGCACAUCAUUGAAAGGCUUCCCUGCUUGGAGUCACGGCUGCAGCUGUCAAAGAGGCUCGGAUUUUCACGACUUGCAUCAAAAACACUGCAAGAUCACCCUUACCUUCGUGACCGCCUCGAACAAGACGUUCGGUAGCCACUAUUUACACAAUUUUCUACAAUGUUGUCAAAGUAGUAUUUGUUGUAUUUUGUACUGUACUGUAAAGAAUUGAAUUUUACCACAUGGAAGAUAGUGAAUAGUGCAAUAAAGUUGUUCUUGUUCAA
Rhipicephalus sanguineus (brown dog tick) is the source of this 6801-nucleotide messenger RNA. Its product is annotated as spatacsin. The transcript has 38 exons. Lineage: Eukaryota; Metazoa; Arthropoda; Arachnida; Ixodida; Ixodidae. The record is from RefSeq and is a predicted model, not a curated record. Gene Ontology annotation, cellular component: cytoplasm. Bases 71 to 6673 code for a protein of 2200 amino acids.